CUGGUUCAGCACGGUCCGUGAGGAAGCGGGCUGACCAAGGAAGCUGAACCAGCUGAACGAGCAUUGUUCAUUUCGGGAUGCUCAGUGCUUACCGCGAUCCGCUUGGUCUGACCGAGAUCCCACUGCGACCCAAGGAACCGCAAGCCUACCUUAUCUGAGACGGAAUUCCCUCACGUAACUAUUGUUGUCGUGAUUGAUUGAUGCUGAUAGUGGUCUGUCUUUGCCGCGCCCGCACUCCCCCACUUGCAGGGUGCAAUGUGCAGAGGGCAGUCCAAGGGCUUUACUGGGCCCUAGGCUGGGGCGGGCGUCGAUCAUGUUGGGACACUGGUCGACGCAGCCAUCUGUUGGACCUCACAAGUCGCAUCACCGUCUCUGUAUGGAUGCUCAUUAUCCCGUGCAUAGUCACACUGGCGACCCAUGAGGCAGAGGGGGCUAUUGGGUCGCCGCCAAAAGUCUCAGCGUGAGACAGCGCUUUCCGACUGGCAGAAGCUGGCCGGAAUGUGGAGUAGUGCGCCA
Molecule: messenger RNA, 516 nt
Organism: Aspergillus welwitschiae
Lineage: Eukaryota; Fungi; Ascomycota; Eurotiomycetes; Eurotiales; Aspergillaceae
Exons: 1
Coding region: 201-464 (87 amino acids)
Source: RefSeq, a predicted model, not a curated record